AUGGCCACAGCCGACUCACGACGACCAGCCAAGCGCGGCGUCCUCUCCUGCGCAGAAUGCAGGAGGCUCAAGUUGAAGUGCGACAGGGCGCCGUGGCCGAGCGCAUCGACUCUCGCAGACCGCGUCGAGCAGCUCGAGGCGAUCAUGAAGUCCCAAGGGCUCGGUGGCCUUGUCCCGCCGCUGACGGACGCAGAGGUCGCGGCGUACGGGACUGCUUCGUCCGUCGGCGCGAGGCAGAGACAGAUGAUGGAUGCCAUGGAGGCGGUCGAGAAUGACAGGGCUGGUGCAGGGGCCGGAGCACAGGAAGAGGAGGACGUCGAGGCGAUUGGAGCUGCGGUUGGAUCGCUUACGAUGCGAAAUGACGGGUCGGCGCGGUUUCUGGGUGUCGGGGCGGCGCUGGCGUACACAGGCGAGGACAGCAGCGACUCCGCCGAAGAGGGCACCGACGGCGAAGGAACCAACCCAAACGGCGGCGGCGGCGGCAGUUCCGCCAGCCUCCCACGUCGCAUCUCUCCCCCCUCGACCUCGCACAGCAGCUCCCUCCCUCCCGAACUCGAGUCGCCCGGGUUUCCGUUCAUCCAGCUCCGCAAUUCGCUCAAGCCUAUACAGGACUUGUUGCCCGCGAAGGAGGAGGCAACGCGGUUGGCGCAGGUCUACUGGGACCGCUGCGCGUACAUGUUCGCGCCGAUCUGCCACGAGACGUACUGGGACGACUACUUCCCUACCGCCUUCUCCUCCGAUCCGCAAGGCGUCAACACCGGCACCAAGCUCGCCUGCGUCUUCAUGACCCUCUCCCUCGGCUCAAUCUUCGACCCCUCCGCUCCUCCGAUCCCCUCACCCCUCGUACACCGCUUCUACGCAGCAGGCCAAGCCGCACUCUCCGCCUCUCGGUUCCUUUCGCACCCGACGCUGGCGGGUAUCCAGGCGAUCCAUAUGAGCGUCAACAUCCUUUUCAGCCGACCGAACGUCAAGGAGGGCGGCGAGAUGUUCUGGCCCGUCUACGGACUCGCGAUACGCGCGGCGCAGAGUAUGGGCUUGCAUCGAGAUCCGGCGUUGUGGGGAUUGGACGAGAAGGAGGUCGAGCGGAGACGGACGACGUUCUGGGAGGUUGCUUGUCUGGACCGGUUACAGGCUUUCUUGAACGGCCGACCUUACAUACUGCAGAAUAAGGAUUUCGACACAAAGAUGCCGACUGAGAAGGACGCCUAUCACGUCGAGCGGUUCAAGCUCUCUCUUGUCGUCGGCGACACUAUCGACGAGCUCUUCUCCGUCAAGCCCGUCACCUACCCCGCCAUCAAGUCGCUCGACGAGAAAGUCCGCAAGGCCUACUCGGAACUACCCGAAUCGUGUCGCUGCUCGGCGCUGCCAGAAGAGGCGUUCUCGACGCCUGGAUCGGUCCCGAUGCAUUCGCCGCCGAAUCUGCCUGCGGCGGGGGAGUCGACGAGACUUGUGCUUCAGCAGCAUAUGCUUGCGAUCUUGUACAGCGUCUUGCUCCUCUACCUGCACAAGAUCCCCUUCUCUCAAGCGCUCGACAAGUACGCGCAAGAACCCCUCCAAUCCCCCUUCGCCUCCUCCGUCACCAUCGUCAUCCUCGAAGCAAGCGCAUACAUCAUCAAGCUCGUCAAGAGUUGGACUCAGGUCGACGAGGUCGUUGGACCGAGAUGGUGGAAUCAGGCUUGGCAUGCGUUUGUUGCGGCGGCGGCGCAGGCGUCGUUGGUCAUCAAGUCGCCUGGGUCGAUGCUUGCUGGACACGCCUGGCAGCAACUGAACGAAGCCUGCUCGCUCUUCGAGAACGCCGCUCCCCGCGGUCCGACCUACGCCAAUCUCCUCCCUCGCAUCCACCUCCUCCGCCAAAAAGCGCACGACGUCCUCGUCUCCGUCCGUCACAUCCAGCCUACCCUCGUUCCCCUACCGCCCGACGCUCAAGCAGUCGAGUUGUCCGAGUUGAACGCGCUAGGGACGUCAACGCAGCUUUCGCGCGGUCGACCACGGACUGCGACGAUCAAGGAGGAGGGAGGUGCGGUCUCGGAGGAAGCGGCCGCGGCGGCUUUGUCGCUGUUGCAGCCUGCGCCGUGGCAAACGCUCGACUUUGCCGCGCCCGGCACAGCUUCGGCGUCAAUGCCGCAGUACGCGCAUCCUCAGCAGUACCCGCAGCCGUCGAACCCUUCGCAAGACCAGCAGCAACAGCACCGGCCCUCUACGUCCGACUCGCAACAUCAGCAGCACGCUCGCGGGCCGUUCGGCUACGUACCGCCAGGCUCGCACCCCACUAUGCCCGUCUACCAACCUUACCCCGCCCCAGGCCCGUCGAUGCCUCACUACCUCCCUUCGCAACCGCCCCCUCCGCCGAUGUACGACUCGCCUGAUCCUGCGCUUUUCGGCUCGCAAGAAGCGUACCGCUAUGCGACUCAGCAGCAGCAACAACAGCUGCCGAGCGGAUCAGUCGGACCCGCGGGGGAGAUGUGGUUCGCGAGCGGAAUGGGGAUGGGAGGACCGCUCCCGCCUCAAGGUCCGCAAGAUUCAUGGAGUCUCUGGGGAGACAUGUUGCGCAACGCAGGCUGA
Rhodotorula toruloides NP11 is the source of this 2562-nucleotide messenger RNA. Its product is annotated as transcription factor. The transcript has 13 exons. Gene Ontology annotation, molecular function: zinc ion binding; DNA-binding transcription factor activity, RNA polymerase II-specific; DNA binding. The record is from RefSeq and is a predicted model, not a curated record. Gene Ontology annotation, biological process: regulation of DNA-templated transcription; DNA-templated transcription. The coding region runs from base 1 to 2562 and encodes 853 amino acids. NCBI's taxonomy places the organism in Eukaryota, Fungi, Basidiomycota, Microbotryomycetes, Sporidiobolales, Sporidiobolaceae.